This is a messenger RNA of Theobroma umbraticum, 1211 nucleotides long. RefSeq lists its product as uncharacterized. NCBI's taxonomy places the organism in Eukaryota, Viridiplantae, Streptophyta, Magnoliopsida, Malvales, Malvaceae. Gene Ontology annotation, molecular function: protein binding. The record is from RefSeq and is a predicted model, not a curated record.
UCUUUGCUUAAGAGGUGCCCUCAUCGUUCAGAAAUUCAGAGUAUUGUGCUUGCUGAAAUUGAAAGCACUGGUUACUUAGUAUUGGGAAGCGUAGAUGCUUAUGGUCAUCUUAUUGUCUCUAAACUGGAUGCUAGUGGUAAAGAUGUUGACAAGAUUACCUACUCAGUGUUAGCUCGGGAUUUUGGUGUUGGAGAAGGUAGUUGGUCUGGGCUUUGCUUCAGUCCAACUCAAUGGUCUAUGGCAGCUGUGGCACAAAGCUUCUGCAAAAGUAUUGAUGUUUAUGACCAGGAUAUUCAUUUUCGGACUUUACGUACACUUUGGUAUCCAUCUUCAUUGAGCUUCGUACAGAAUUUAGGUCAUGGGAGUGAGACUUCCAUAUUAGCCAUAACUGAAGGGUGCCAGCUGUCUGUAUGGGACUUGAGGAUGAAAGAAAAUGGUGGUUGUCUACAUCGUAUUUGUGGUUCUGUUGGAGAUGUCUUUUAUGCUGUUUGUAGUUCUUCAACUGGUAACAUCGCAGUGGGUGGUGCUGAUCGUACCGUGACCAUCUAUGAUCCCCGCAGAUGGUCAGCACUUUCAAGAUGGGUGCACUGUUCAAAAUAUGAGAUUACUGGACUUGCGUUCUCAUCUCUUGACUCAGAUUACAUCUAUGUACAAGGGGUUGACUAUGAGGUCUUUUGUAGUAAGUGGCAAGAAAGCAGUAAGGUAUUCAAAUUUAGAGGAGACUCAAACUGGCUGGGAUUCAGUAAGUGCUCUAACAGGGAUAUACUUGGUGGAUGGUGUGAUUCGGGUAGCAUCUUCGUGGCUGAUGUUGUAGCUAAAGGACAGUGAAAGAAACACCUUGAAAGGUUUUGUUAGCAGAUUUUCCUAGCAGCAGUUCAGCUGUCUUAUAAUCCACAAAGUCACAUUUAACUUCAGACCAUAUUAAAUCGAAGGCUUUUAUCAUACGGGCAUGCAGUCAUUUCAAGCAGCUGCUUAUUCCCAAGUCAAGCUGUCCAAUUAAAGACAAAUAAUCCCUUCCACCAGGAAAUUUGUGAUAUUUGAUCAUCUUGGGCGUUUUAUUUCCUGAAAUUUAGCAUUAGUUGAAGUUUGAAGUUGACUAUUGCAUGAGUCUGUACAUGUAAGGCAUGAAUUGGCUGUAUGGAAUAUUACAUGUAACUUGACACAAUGCACAAGUUAUUAAUUUUAUAGUAAUGCAUUCACCUAGAUGCCUA